Molecule: messenger RNA, 2827 nt
Organism: Cygnus atratus (black swan)
Lineage: Eukaryota; Metazoa; Chordata; Aves; Anseriformes; Anatidae
Product: cytosolic phospholipase A2 epsilon-like
Exons: 21
Coding region: 1-2538 (845 amino acids)
Biological process (GO): glycerophospholipid catabolic process
Cellular component (GO): cytosol
Molecular function (GO): calcium-dependent phospholipid binding; calcium ion binding
Source: RefSeq, a predicted model, not a curated record
AUGGGUUCAUCAGCCUAUUCACCUUUGGAUCAAUUCAUCCAAGUAAAUCCACACAGGAAAAUUGGAAUCAAGAAGAGGAAUCAUGGAAGACCGUGCAGUGCUGAAGAUGAGCCAGAAAUACCUCACUUGUGUUGGCUUACUGUAAAAAUUAUAUGUAUGCGAAAUCUCCGCAAAGCAGACCUGUUGAGCCAAACUGAUUGUUAUGUGAAGCUGUGGCUGCCCACAGCUUCACACCAGGAAGCCCGGACAAGAACUGUAUCCAACUGCAGAAACCCUGUCUGGAACGAAACUUUCCACUUCAUGAUACAAAGUGAGGUGAAGAACAUCCUGGAGCUGACAGUCUGUGAUGAAGAUACUUUGACACCAGAUGACCAGCUUUUGACUGUUCACUUUGAUGUAGCUAAAAUCCAACCUGGAAAAAAGGUUCACCUGAAUUUUGUCUUGAAUCCAGAGAAUCAGGAAGAACUAGAAGUGGAAUUUCUAUUGGAUAACAUUCCAGGUGUAUCUGAAAAGAUAAUUACUAAUGGUGUCCUAGUGUCUCGAGAAGUUUCCUGUGUGGAAGUACAAGUGGAUGACAAAAAAAUCAAGAGUCCUAACACAAGGAGAGAUUUCACCUUCACAAUGAAAGGAUCCUAUGAAGAAACCCAAGAUGUUUCCACGGGUCCUUCCUGCAGCAAGAGAGACAGUCAUACACCCACCUUCCAUUAUGUCAAGCACAGUCAACCCCAACUGGAUAUGGUGUUGCCAAAGGGGCGUUUUUACUGUGGUCAUGGCUCAAAUAGGAAGGAAAUGGAUGUAAAUAGUCCCCUUACUAUGCCUCUGAAUUCUCUGGACUUGGGAGAGAAAGUGACAAUAGUGCGAGGUGAAUCUUAUGAGGUGUCUGUGAAGGAAGAAGAUAGCUGCAAGAAUUUAGGUUUACGCUUGGGGUUUGAUCUAUGUGCAGAGGAAAAGGAUUUCAUCUGCAAAAGGAAGAAAAUAGUUGCUGCUGCUCUGAAAAACAUUCUUGAGCUAGACGAAGACCUGCAGGAGGAUGAGCAGGUGCCAGUGGUGGCAGUCGUGACUACAGCAGGGGGAGUGCGGUCCAUGACAUCGAUGUUUGGCAGUCUUCUGGCUCUCCAGGAAUUGGGUGUUUUGGACUGUGCCUCGUAUGUCAGUGGUUUGUCUGCCACAACAUGGACCAUGGCGAAGUUGUAUGAAGAUGCAAAUUGGUCACAGAAAGAUCUGAGAGGGCCAAUUGGGGAUAUCCGGAAGCAUGUGAUCAAGAGCAAGCUGCACUGUUUCUCCCUGGAUCAUCUGAAAUACUAUGAAAAGGAGCUUUGUGAAAGAAAGCAAGAGGGGCACAAGCUGUCUUUCACAGAUUUAUGGGGACUCUUCAUUGACUCCAUGAUACAUGAUGAGGAAAACACCUGUAAACUCUCUGAUCAGCAGCUGGCAGUGAAUCAGGGACAGAAUCCACUGCCCAUAUACCUGUCCCUCAAUGUCAAGGAUAACUUUACCACUCUGGAUUUUAAAGAGUGGGUGGAGUUCACGCCUUAUGAGGUGGGUUUCCUGAAAUAUGGGGCCUUUGUUCGUUCAGAGGAUUUUGGUAGUGAAUUCUUCAUGGGCUACCUGAUAAAGAAGAUCCCAGAAUCCCGGAUCUGCUUCUUGGAAGGCACAUGGAGUAAUAUAUUUUCCCAGAGUUUUAUGGAUGCUGUCUAUCUCUCUGGUCAUUCAGAAGACUUCUGGCACAGAUGGACCCGAGACACUGAGCAUGAAAUAGAGGAACACCCAUUUCUUCCCAAGAGGCCUCAUGAGCAAACAACUUCCUUAUCCGUUCCCAAAGGUUGCCUUUCCAAUACUCUUCGACAAAUGAUGACAGGACGGCCAGUGGUUUCAAACUAUCAUAAUUUCAUUAAGGGCUUGCAGCUGCAUAACAAGUAUUUAGAGAAUGAAAACUUUUGCAUGUGGAAAGACACAGUGCUUGAUUCUUCUCCCAACCAACUGAAUGAAAUGGGUGACUACCUCAAGCUGGUGGAUACAGCUUUCUUCAUCAAUACCAGCUGCCCACCCAUUUUGAGGCCAGAGAGGAAAGUGGAUGUCAUUUUGCAUUUAAAUUACAGCGGAGGAUCACAGAUUCUGCCACUGGACCUAUUCUCAGAAUACUGUUUGGAGCAAGGGAUCCCCUUCCCCUCCACAGAGCUGAGCCAGGAGGACAGAGAACACCUGAAGGAGUGCUACAUGUUUAAGGACAGCUUAGAGGCACCAAUCUUGGUCUAUUUUCCACUUGUGUGUGAUACCUUCCAAAAAUACAAGGCACCAAAUGUGGAGCGCAGUCCUGAGGAGAUGGAACAGGGAAGAGUAGAUGUGUCCAACUCUAUUGCUCCCUAUGGCACUGGUCUGCUUACAUAUACUGAAGAGAAUUUCAACAAGCUGUUGAACCUUUGCCACUACAACAUCCUGAAUAAUAAAUAUUUAAUUCUUCAAGCUUUGCAAGCUGCAGUGGAACGAAAGAAGCAAUUUAAAAACUGCUCACAACCUCAGUCAUCUAAACAGUCUUAAAAGUAUAUUUUGACAAAUCUCAUUAGAAAGAGAGAUACAGACAUUUUGUUAGUGGACUAGUGAAUAUCCAGGGAAUGUGAAUCUAUACAGAAUGAACGUGCAUGUUAGCUUGUUUAAAAAAAAAAAAAAAAAAAGGAAAAUCAUUCAUCUUAUUUAGUACUGUGUGUCAGGACUAAUGCUGGUUCUGAUGUUAAAGUUGUAGGCAAAUCAUGAUUAGUUUUUGAAACUUUCUCCACUGUUCUAGUGAAUGGGAAGGCACUAAUCAAGUUUAAGGGCUCCAUGUAGAUAU